AAAAGGACUGGUGUUUUUCCAGGAUAUCUGGAGUGGGAGGAGGGCUGACUACCCUGAGGCCUGGGAGGAGAAGAUUGUUCCACAGGCAGUAGAGAGCAGGACACAGCAAAAGGAGGCCUGCUCUAAAACACACAGUCUUGAGCAGACCGUCACUCAGGCUCUGGCUCACGACAGGACAUGAUCCAGCUGCUGGCUUUGUUCUUGUGAUUUAGCCUAGUUGGAGAAGCCACUGUGGAGGAAAGAGAGGAUUUCUGUACUAUUUUCCUCUUAGCCCAGAGGACUGAUCAGGACUGCCCUGUGUGUGUUUGUAUGGGCCUGUGGAGCCACAGGCAGGCACGGGGCCUGACCUCAGUGCGUUGUUGACGGGAGCUCUGAAUGUUUUAUUGUUCUGAAAAACAAACGAGUGGCUGGGACUUUACCCACAGACACAGUGCUAUUAGGACAACAGCAGAUACUAGGCCACUUCAUUAUCACCACGUAGCCAGAGGCCUGAGAGAACAGGAGCCUCACCAGGAUUAUUAUCACUCAACUGGAGUUUGAUCCCUACACAGCAGCAGACUGAGCUCAGAACACGCUACUGUCACAGUACCUGAAUUGGCUUCGGUGUGCAGGAUCCGACUGGCUGACAGCUGGCUGGCAUAAUAUCGAUGACUCCUGCCUACUUGGCACUCAGAUCCAGUGAUCACAGAUGUCUGUCUGUAAUUCCUAAAGAGAGGAGGAGACAAUACUGCUUGGUUUUAUGAAGAUUUAAAAAUAAAAAUAUAGAUUUUUUUAGAGUCAAUGGUUAGCUGGUUGUACAUUAUCUUUAGUAAGUAUGACUUAAAGUUGGAUUCAAAUAUGGGUUGGGUUGAUUUGAAGGAUUAUUUAUAUCGUUGUGUCAGAGACUGAAGUCAUAUUGUAGUUUAGAUUUUCCUCAGCCUGCUCCAGACAGCCAAACCAGACAUCGCACGGAUCUAAUCAGGACCUUCUUCAUUCUCAGUCUGGUGUCUCUCACCAUCAGGAGGUGACCCCACUUCCUGCCUAUAACUUGAAGGACACUCCACUCCUCAAUCUAACAUCAGUGAAGAGCGGCGUUGUCGGUUAUAAAAGUGAGCCAUGUGCACAGAGAGCAGAACUGAGUUCAAAGGUGAAACUGCACUGAGCGGAGAGAGGGAGGAGCCCAGAGAGGGAGAGAGGAAGGGAAAACGAGGUUAAGAGAAGCGAAAGAGGGUAAGAGAAGUUGUAACUCCAGAGAGUGUGACUGUGCAUUCUGGACUCCCUAGUCUCCCAGGCUGAGAUAGGCUGCUGACAGAGGCUGUGGGAUCCUACCCUAGCCCUUUGACUGAAGUGAGACACUCUGGAUGGUUCAUCUGUCCACCAGUUGUCAUCGGACGCUCCAGCAACGUUUGUUUUUCAUUUAAUGGUUUGUUUGUUCCUGGGACAGAGGACAUACCUGUCUCUAAGAACACAGGGUGAACCACCUGCUCUGCGCGUGUCUGGAACUCUGAGCUGUGGUGAACCUCUGUCUGGGGAUCCCUGUGGGGGAUCUGUUUUUACAUUGUCUCUCUGACGUGUGUCCAUGUGCAGUGGAAUGUUAGCCCGUGCGUGUCCCUGGAGGCGCGAGGACGCUGGACCUGUGAACUGUGAAUGACACACACACUGCUUUAGUGGACCACGUCCCCACACCCAAACACACUCAAACUCCUGGACCACUGGUAGCUAGCAGAGCCAUGGAGUGUUCGGCAGUGCAGACGGAGACUCCUGGUAUCCAUGACAACAGUGUAGAGUUGACCCUGGAGGAGAGUCCGGUCCUCAUCUCCUCAUUCUGCACCGAGCUACAGCUAGAUAGCGUGGAUGGAGGAGGGGGGUAUGACAUAGUGAAUAACCAGGUGAUACCAACACCGGGGCCACCACCAAACUACAGUUCACACAAUGCCUCACUUCAACAAAGCUGGGAGAUUAACUACCAGGAAGCAGCCAUCUAUCUACAGGAAGGAGAGAACAAUGAUAAGUUCUUCACACAUCCUCGGAAUCCAAAGGCGCUGGCAGCAUACUUGUUUGCUCACAACCACCUGUUCUACAUGAUGGAGCUGCUAACAGGACUCCUACUGAUGGUGCUCUCUCUCUCUGAGGCUCCCGCUGUACCAUCACUACGCCUGGAUGUUUAUGUCCACGCCACUCUGGAGUUAUUGGCUCUGGUUAUGGUGGCGUUUGAACUCUGCAUGAAGCUGCGCUGGCUCGGCUUCCACACAUUCAUCAGACACAAGAGGACCAUGGUGAAGACGUGUGUGUUGCUGCUCCAGUUUGUGGAGGCGAUAGUGGUUCUUAUCCGGCAGACGUCACACUUGCGUGUGACCAGAGCUCUCAGACCCAUUUUCCUGGUGGACUGCAGAUACUGUGGUGCCGUUCGCAGAAACCUGCGUCAAAUCUUCCAGUCCCUUCCCCCUUUUAUAGAUAUCCUGCUGCUGCUGCUCUUCUUCAUGGUCAUCUUCGCCAUCCUGGGCUUCUGUCUGUUCUCCCCUAACACUUCUGAUCCAUACUUCAACACUCUGGAGAACAGCAUCGUUAGUCUUUUUGUACUACUGACCACCGCAAACUUCCCAGACGUGAUGAUGCCAGCAUACUCAAGGAACCGCUGGUCCUGUGUCUUCUUCAUCAUCUACCUUUCCAUUGAACUCUAUUUCAUCAUGAACCUGCUUCUGGCAGUGGUGUUCGAUACGUUUAACGGUGUUGAGAAGAUGAAGUUUAAAUCUCUGAUGCUCCACAAACGCUCCGCUAUCGACCAUGCCUUCCAACUGCUGGUCAGCAGACAGAGGCCAAUGGGUCUGUCUCUGAAGCAGUUUGAUGGUCUAAUGCGUUUCUACAGACCCCGUAUGUCUGCCAGAGACCGCUUCCUCACAUACAAGGCCCUAAACACUGCAGGAGCACCCAUGCUCAGCCUAGAUGACUUCUAUAAAUUCUAUGAAGUAAUUGGCCUCAAAUGGAAGGCACGGCGGAGCGGGGAACACUGGUUUGAUGAUCUUCCACACACUACUUUUCUUAUCUUCAAAGGCAUCAACCUGCUGGUCAAGUCUAAAGCCUUCCAGUACACCAUGUAUGUGGUGGUGGCCGUCAACGGAGUGUGGAUCCUCGUAGAAACCUACAUGUUGAAUAGUGGAUUCUCCUCGUCCAGAAUAGUCCCCUGGAGCUACAUUGUCUUCCUCACCAUCUAUGGGGUGGAAGUGUUGUUGAAGGUAACAGGCAUGGGACCGUUGGCCUACUUCAGCUCUGGCUGGAACCUGUUUGACUUCUUUGUGACGGUGUUUGCCUUUCUGGGCUUGAUUGCUCUGGCCUUCGACAUGGAGCCCUUCUACUUCAUUGUGGUGCUCAGACCACUGCAGCUACUCAGGUUGUUUAAGAUAAAGCAGAGGUAUCGUAACGUGUUGGACACCAUGUUUGAACUCUUCCCGAGGAUGGCAAGCCUGGGGCUGACAUUGAUCAUCUUCUACUACUCCUUUGCCAUUGUGGGGAUGGAGUUCUUCGCUGAUGUAGUUUACCCUAACUGCUGCAAUACCAGUACAGUAGCAGAUUCAUACAGGCAGAUCAAUGUAACCAUAGGCAAUAGGACGGUGCUGGAUGAGGGUUACUACUAUCUCAACAACUUCGACAACAUUCUCAGCAGCUUUGUGACUCUGUUUGAGCUGACUGUGGUAAACAACUGGUACAUCACCAUGGAAGGAGUGACCUCCAUGACAACUCACUGGAGCCGCCUCUACUUCAUGACCUUCUACAUUGUCACCAUGGUGGUGAUGACCAUCAUCGUUGCCUUCAUCCUGGAUGCGUUUGUGUUCCGUAUGAACUACAGCCGGAAGAACAAAGAACCACUGUUAGAUCCUGAGGAUGAGAACGGUAUAGUGUUUGAGGCAGAGGUGAGUCGUGACGAGGCGUUGGCUACUCUGGAGCUUUAUAAGCAGACGUGCCCUGGACUCUCCUCACUCAACUCUCUACAGGGAGUACUGGUGGCCAUGGACCGCAGCGGGAGCUCGUUUCUGGUGUACUUGGGUCGGAGGUCGCGGACCAAGAGUGACCUCAGCAUGAAGAUGUAUGAGGAAGAGAUCCAGGAGUGGUAUGCUGAGUACUCCAGAGAGAACCUACCCCAGUCAGACCGAAGCCUCGUAGAAAGAGAGCUGGAAAUCCCUCCUCCCUGCCCUGACCCUGAACCUCAACCCAACUCACAAGGACCACUUAGUAUUAACUAACACUCACUCACUGUUUCGCUCUCUCUCUCUUACACACACACCUCUUUAACUUCAGUCAUCAUGUCACAGAGCACACUGUGAACUUAAUGGUGAUUGUCUUCCACAAUGACAAGACCGAGAACCCCUCAAGUCUCUGUCUGUCUCCUUCCCUUCUUCCCCCUCCUCCCAUCCUGAGGAAGUGUACUCUAGCAGCUUGGUCGGACAGUUGUAAUGUGGACAGAUGUGAAGGUGUCACUGAACUAGAGCCUGGAUCCUGGACCUGUUGAGAUGCAGCAGGGAUUUAUGUUGAUAUGAAUCAUGUUCUCUAUCUGAAUGGAUCUGUGUUCAAACAGGUUUAACAGCUUUAUCUAACCCCAACCCUGACAGGACCUUAGUCUGCUGAUGCAUUGACAGUUGAAGCAGAGCAUCGGGCUGUGUUUUUAAGGGUCAGAGUUAGGCCCUCUAGCUGUGAGACAGAGCUAAUGUUCAAGGCCAACACCAGAGUACGAGGAGUCACUAGAAUUUGGAAUUUCACACUGCUCUUCUUCACUGCUCACCACAGAGAGGACACACGUCUGGACAGUGAAAGGACACAUACCUGUAGGUGAAUACCAGGCUGCCUGUAGAUACGUACAAACUCACACGAUCCCGCCCCGUCUGCCAGCACUAGGCUAAGCCCCCUCAACAGCCACUAUGCCCACCCCCCCACCCAACACACACCUCAAACCCCUGCACAUGUCCAGUAACCUACAGCUAUAUCUCCUAGCCAGCGUUUGAACAAACCUAAGAGAAGACUUUACUUUUAUAACUUGUUAUUCUGUAAGUGUAUUAUAAUGUAUUUGGUGUAUUAAAUGAGGAAUCAUUUAAAUACAUUGUU
Molecule: messenger RNA, 5073 nt
Organism: Oncorhynchus tshawytscha (Chinook salmon)
Lineage: Eukaryota; Metazoa; Chordata; Actinopteri; Salmoniformes; Salmonidae
Product: two pore calcium channel protein 1
Exons: 27
Coding region: 1710-4217 (835 amino acids)
Biological process (GO): monoatomic ion transport; transmembrane transport
Cellular component (GO): endosome membrane; lysosomal membrane
Molecular function (GO): voltage-gated channel activity; monoatomic ion channel activity
Source: RefSeq, a predicted model, not a curated record